Messenger RNA from Ostrea edulis (European flat oyster), 1712 nucleotides. RefSeq lists its product as uncharacterized. The coding region runs from base 134 to 1570 and encodes 478 amino acids. Lineage: Eukaryota; Metazoa; Mollusca; Bivalvia; Ostreida; Ostreidae. The record is from RefSeq and is a predicted model, not a curated record. The transcript is spliced from 3 exons.
ACGAGAUUUACUUUUCAUAGACACUCUGGAAUUUGUUGGGAAGUACUUACAGCAAAACUGGAUAGUAUAAAUUAGCUGUGAUCCGUUUGGAACACCAUUAACUAAAGAGAAAGGUGGCAACACAGUCAUAACAAUGAAGAUAAUUCAGGUUAGCAUGCUUCUUUUCUGUGCAACACAUGCUGCUGGUUUCGGUCUCCGACGACUUUUUCGUGACAUUUUAACUUCUCAAUCAGGAUCCCGUCCACAAGAGAGAGGUGUGGCUACUAUAAAUGACAGUAAUCCAAGCUACAUUGAUUCGUGGGACUGGGAGGAAGAUAGUGACUCGGCCAGUUCUGAAGAGGGAGGGCUCCACAUGUUCUUUCGAUUUUUGUAUGAUGGAGAAGAAGAUAAAAAUUCAUUGAAUACAGAGACGACUACACAGCAAAACCCACAGACGUCAUCUCCAAAUGAUAUUGACAAAGAAAAUAAUUCUACAACUACUGAAACACCAUCCGUAACCACAACAGUGGCAUCAGAAGAAAAUGACGACAACAUGACGAAUAUUGAAACGACCACUGCAAGCAAUACAGAUGAUAAUUCUACGAGAACCGAAACACCAUCAACAACUACAAUGGAGAUUAGCACGAAUUCAGACACCACCACGGUCUAUGACAAGACGACGACAGAAACAGCCAAGACAACGACAACAGAAAGAACGACAUACCCCGACACCACAUUAACGUAUGCGCAGACGACAAUGUCAACGAUAACUCCAUCACGUGACGAUGUCAAAACAGAAGUGACUAGUUCAACAACUGUGUCCCCGACAACCACGGCAUAUUACAUUACAACAGAAAAUACCUUCAUUGAAGGAGAUUUGUCCAUUGACGACAAGGUUAACAAAACCGAUUUGAAUUCAACAGACGACUUUCAGAAAAUAAUUGAUGAAUACAGCGAUUACAUAGAUCAAGGUCCAACGAGAGGAGAUUUGCCGUCCACCAGAACAUCGUCACAAAUUAUACAGACAACAACUUCAUUUCCUGUUGGUAGUGGAAUUAUAGACGCGUCCUUAUCCAAUACAGAAGAGGACAAAAGAAAAGACACAAAUGGUGUAGCUCAAAUCAACCAAAGUUCCACGAAAACUACUGCAAAUCGUAUGGAUGUAACCGCUGGAAGGAUUGGUAACAUUCUCUCGGAUGUCGUUAUGCAAUCUUUAAACAGCAAACAAACGAUUGCACAAGCUGGGGGGAAAAUGAUCCAUCAGAAAUCCACGUCUGGAGUACACAGUGACGUUAUAGACAUUAGACUUGGAAAUGACGUCACUACCACAACUAGUCCACCCAAAACCACCGUAUUUUUUACGCCACCUGAUUCUCAGAAAAACGCCAUUGCAGACUCACAGCAACCAAUUUUUACGGAAAGAGUGGCAAAAAUUGGAAAGGAUUUCAUCGUUCUCCCAGAUUUUGACAAUGGUGCAGUUCUUUUAGAACCAAUUGUCCCUGCAGGAAGCAUGAAAACGGACACGAUAUCAGACUUCGACUAUGUACCUUUUAAAACAUUAUCCUACAAAACAAUUCCUAAUAGCAUAUAAUAGAACUAAAUUACAAACAAAUGUAUGCAUAAUGUUUGAUAUUCAUCACAUCCAAUGAAAUCCUGUUUAUCAAUUUAUUUAUUUAUUUACUUAUAUUAUUUUGUAUUUGCAUUUUUUCGUAAUUAAAUAUUGACUACUAUUA